AUUCCUACCCAGAUAUACACACCCGAUUGCCCCAAGUUUGUGAUGUAUCUCAGUUCGAUCAGUGUAUCGUGAAAUUUGUUAGAAUAAGAAUAUAACAUUAAAUGCGCUGAUGCUUAUGUUGACGCUCAAAAAUAUUGGUUGAUCCAGAAUACAAACAAUUACUUAGUGAAUUAUAUCGUGGAAUAGUGUUCUAUUUCGGAAAAUACGAUCAGUGCGUUAGCCGAAAAGUUGAAGACAAUGGCGUCUGACGUUUUGUGUUCGUGUGUAAAUGAUCCGAAUUUUACUAUAAUUUGUAUGUUUAUCGACAAAUUUUCCGAAGCUUGUGGAUUAAAUUCUAUAUCAAUUAAUGAACUAUCCCAAAUGCUAGAAAACACCACAGAAGUGGCACCCCCUCUUGAAGAAAUACACAUCAAAUUGCUAAGAAAAAUAAAGAAAUCUGUUCCCACGCAUAGAUGGGAAAACGCAUUAGCAAAAUUUGCAUACUCAUAUUCCAAUCAAGAUGCGUGGGAGCUCGAACGAUUUGGAUACAAAAAUUCGAGCAUUGCUGUUAAAUUGCGUGUUUUAAAGGCUUUGUUGGAGGCACAAUUCGAUCGGAAUGUUAAAUUCAAGGGACACAUAAACGGAAUCGCUGCAGAGCAACUUCGUUCUGAACCAAUUGGAAGAGAUAAAUUCGGCAAUGCGUAUUGGUGCAUCUUGGACCGUCGGUGUAAUGUCCACAUAUUUUGCGAGAACUUAGACGAUGAAACCUGGAAAGUUGUGGCAAGCAACCGAGAUGAAGUUGUGCAGCUGAUAGAAAAACUGAAGAACAAUGAACUCGUCCUUACUCCAUCGCAAGAUAUUAUAGAUGAAGAUACCAGCAGUAACAGUAAUUUAUCAAAUAUAGAAGGUUAUUCUGCAACGCUAAAGCAAGACGCCAAAGAGAAUUCCUUAAUAAUUGAGAGAAGAGUCUAUAAGAGAGUAGACGAAGUGCUGGAUACAAAAAAACCAGAUGAUAAAUUGGAAUCUGUCAAACCCGAAAUUACUGAACCAAAAUCAAACGAUACAGUGGUUCAAGAAUCGAACAAAGAAGUAGAUGGUAUCAGUAAGAAUAAUGAAUUGGAUGAAGAUUUAAAAAACGAAACAGACACUCUGUUGAGUGAAACUAAAGAAUCGAAUACAUCGAAAGAUGUGUUGGAAGACACUAAGGAUGAGAAAAUUACUCUGAUUAGUAAAAGUGAAGACUCAAACAUUGUAUCGAGUGAAGCUAUCGAGGAACCCGUUCUGCUAGUAAAAGGAGAAGGAUCUGGGGUGGAGUGUGAGGCUCAGCCGAUGUUCAGUGAAGUAAUAGAAGAUCCGAUAUUAUUUGUGUAUGGCCCGGGAAACGGUAUUGAAAAUCAAAUGGGAAAUAUGAAAACUAACGAAGAUUCUAAGGCAGAGGAAACUGCAUCGAAAGAGCUUCACAGAACAGAGAAAAAUGAUCUUCCUCUAAAGAAAAAGAUUAAUAGAAGUUACAACUCAGAUGUCCACCGAACAACCACACUAGAUGAAUGUAAGGAUUUGAAAACUAGCGAGAAGACUGAAAACCAUUCAACUGUGAAAAAAGAGAAUAAACCAGACGAACAUGAUGAAUCGGCAAAAUCAUCUAAACAUUUAGAGUCAGAUUUGACCAAUGCUAAUGCAAUUGAUAAAGAUGUGACGAUGCAAGAUAAUCAGUCGUCAAGAUUAAAGGAAAAUGAAAAGACUUCAGUUGGCACCGCCAGCGUGGAAAAGAAAGUUAAGAGCUUGGAUUCUACUGAUAGUACUGAUGAGACCUCAAGUAGUUCCUAUGAACCAUUAUUACCAAAGGAAAGAAACAAAAAAAGCUUUCAAAGAUGUUCUACACAAAAAGUGAAUGAUAACGACCAACAAAAGCCCACACCUAAAGAAGAACACAAAAACAUUCAAAAAUCGGCGACUAGAACAAACAGCAAGCAGCCUAACACUGAUAAAUCUUCAUCAAUCACGGACAACCAACCAGUAUUACCACAAAAAACUAAAAAAGGAAGAAAGGUCAAGUCUGGUUUAGUGGACGGUUUAGAUAUAUCACAAGUGAUACUGGAUAAGGAAAAUGGCUCACCUCCCAUUCGACAAUCAAGAAGAAUAGCACAGCAAAAAAUCCAAGAAGAAACCAAUAGGCGGUUAAUCGAAGAAAAGAUGUUGCGCCAAAUGAAGGCUGAAGCCAUGAAAAAAAAGAAAGAAAGUAAACAAAAAACUAAAUCAGACGACGAUGAUGAGGACUAUGUAGUAUCGGAUGAAGAUUCGAGGCAUACUGAAUCCAAGGUGAAACUGAAGAAAAAGAAUGAUAAGCCUUGGAUGAAUUCGUCUUCGGAAAGCAGUAGUGAAACUGAACCGGAAGAAGAGUACCCUGAACCAGAACAUUCAGACCUACCGUCUCUGAAAUCAGAUCAUGAGUUUUCACCAGAGUCUGAUCUAGAAGAUGAAAGUGUUAUCCCUAUAAAAAGAGCUAGAACAGCUAGGGUUGAAAAAUUCUCCGAUGACGACAAUGAUUCUAUUGAUUCUGAUGUUGAUCAUUCUUGCCAAAAAUGUGGUAAAUCUGAUCAUCCCGAAUGGAUACUUUUGUGUGAUUCGUGUGACAAAGGAUAUCAUUGUUCAUGUCUUGUACCAGUAUUGUUCAUCAUACCUGAAGGAGAUUGGUUUUGUCCUUUGUGUCAGCAUGAAAAACUUAUAUCUAACUUGCAAUCCAAGCUGCUGCAGUUCGACGAAUAUUAUGAAAAACUGAAAGCCGAAGAAGCUCUACAGAAACAAAUAAUCUUGCAACAAAAUAAACUCGCAUCGGAAAAAGAUAACGGAAAUAGUUCAACAGAUACAGAAACAAUGAAAAAUAAGAAUAAUAGUAGACGUCCUAAAAAACUUCAAAAACGUGGAGGCCAAAGCAGAUCAUCAUCUAGUGGCGAGGACUCUUCUAACAAACACUCGACAGAUGCUUCAGACUCGGACGACGUCCCAAUAUAUAAACUGAGAAGAAGAAACACAUCAAACCUCAGUUAUAAACUAAACGAGUACGAUAAUCUAAUAAAUUCAGCAAUUGAUCGAAGCACACUGGAAUCACCAGAAUCUCCUCCUACUCAUGGUAAAGAUAUCAGGAAUAUAGUUAAAGCAGUCAAAAAAGAAGAAGAGAAGUUAAAUCGACCACACUCAACUUCUCCGGUUCUGGAUGAGAAAAAGAAGCAGAAGAAAAAUCCACUCAAGAAAAAGAAAAAGUUGAACAGUCUCGAUGUGAGCUCAGAAGAGGAUGACGGAUCCGACGAAGAUUUUGCUGAGAACAUAACAUCUUCAGAUGAAGAUGAAAGUUUUUCAAUGACGGAGGAUAGUGAAAGUUCUUUGGAAUUUACGAGGACCAAAAAAUCAAGGGCUGCCGCCAAUAAAAAGAAAGACAGGGAUUUUAUUAAUGAUGAUGAUGACAGUAAUAAUAGUGGUGCUUAUAACAUCCGCAAACGACCUAACAAAUCAAAGAAAAUACUUGACGAUUCAGAUGAAUUCAACGAAGACGAUGAUGUUACUGAAAGUGAAGAAAUUGACAGUGAAGAUUUGUGCAACGACACUGAAACCGAUAGUAGUGACGAUAAUUGGAAAAAAAGAAAAUCAAAAGCCAAAGUUGUUAGUCGUGUGCCAGUCAGAAAUAAUGACAAUACGAAAAAGAAGAAUAAAAAGGCUGAUGAAGAUAAAACUUACAAAAGUGGUAUCAGAAAAAGGCCUGCUCAUUUUGAAUCAGAUUCUGAUUCAUCAAACAAACAGAGUAACCCAGAAGAGUCGAAUAAACGUCGUACGCGAGGUAAAAAGCUUCAUUAUUUGAUAGAUGACGAUUUUGAAAGCUCAGAUGAUGGAAUUACUCCCGGAGUUCAUCGUCCUGAUACACCACCAGAAGAACGAGAAAAAUUCAUUAAAAAACAAGAAGAGAUAAAACGUAUGCUAGCUGAAAAGAAUACGGCCGCUGCCAAAGAGCUGGCCACACCUACGAUCCAAACGCUUCACGUCAAUGAUAAAAAUCACCUUCCGGCACUCUCCACAAUUCCACCUCAAGUCAUAGAAAAUGCAAAAGUUUUGGAUAUAGAUUUCUUAAGAAGCUCGAAACAUUUGGAUUCAGAUGAUUUCGACGAAGACCUUGCCGCCAAUCUACCUGAUCCUGAUGUUGAUGAAGAAGAAUUGGCAAAAAUUAUGGAAGAAGAAGAUUUCGCGCAACAUCAGCUUAAGUUAGACGAUGUUGACAAUGAAAAAGAUCUGGUAGCAGAACAUCAAUUGAAAAAGAAAACAAGGCAUUUUGAUAACAUCGAUCCAGCAAAAAUCACUAAACCAGAUAAGAAACUCGGACAGACCGGCACAGCCGAGAGGAAAGUUGACGCAGUAUGUAGUAAUCUCGUGAACUAUCUUCAGUCCAAGGCAGCACCAAAUGCCGUUCCCUUGAGUAGUAGCGAGGUACCUGUAAAUAAAUUUUCUACCACAAGCCCUAUUUAUCACAGCUUGAAUACUCCAUCGGGAGGAUCGUCAAGCCUACUCCAGCAAAUGAAACAACAAGCAAUUCCUUUGCAAGACCCGCCAAUCCAUUCAACGUCACUUAUUUUGAAUAGUAAAAAACCGUUUCCUUGUACAGUUCCUCCACUUCCUCCAACAUUGUUACCAGUGUCAAGUACUCCACUACCCACAACACCAACAGCUGAAUCAAAAGACAUCGUCGUAGAUGUGAGAAGAAGAAGACGGAAAAAAAUCACUCCACUUAGAGGUGAUCUGUACAAAGCAGCUAUGGACGGCAGACUUCUUGAUCCAAUGAAACAGAUUCAUUAUCCAGGUCCGCCACCUUCCUCAGGAGUGAUACAAACAGAUAAAUUGUUCCCCUACAACUUGCCGAAGCAACCCAGCCCUACUGUUGCACCUACGUUUGUUACCAACAGUACAAAAUCGAGCGACGGCCUGGAAAGGUUUACAAAUUCUUGUCCAUAUACUGUAGCUCCUGGUUAUAACCAAGGGUUCGGAAACACCUCAAGCAGCGUUAAUAUACCCAUAGUUUCUCAACCUGUGGCUAGCACACUAAACGAACACCCUCGUCGAUCAUUUGCAUCACUGGAGCCAGUAAACACUGAAGACACAGUCCCUGAGCAAACAACGGUUGCUGUUGCGAGUACCGAACAGAACCAAAACGAGCCUGAGGGCACAAGCGAGUUUAGUGGUUUAGUCAGUUACUUUAGUUCGCAACAAAAUGAAUUGAAUGCUUAAUAUCUGACCAGAAAAAAGCAGAUUGUUAAAAAAGAAAAUGUGUAUAAACAAAAUUCCUAAGUAUAA
Aedes aegypti (yellow fever mosquito) is the source of this 5313-nucleotide messenger RNA. Its product is annotated as remodeling and spacing factor 1. NCBI's taxonomy places the organism in Eukaryota, Metazoa, Arthropoda, Insecta, Diptera, Culicidae. The coding region runs from base 238 to 5247 and encodes 1669 amino acids. The record is from RefSeq and is a predicted model, not a curated record. The transcript is spliced from 6 exons. Gene Ontology annotation, biological process: regulation of DNA-templated transcription. Gene Ontology annotation, cellular component: RSF complex.